This is a messenger RNA of Saccharomyces eubayanus, 417 nucleotides long. RefSeq names its product Sm-like protein LSM7 (gene LSM7). Lineage: Eukaryota; Fungi; Ascomycota; Saccharomycetes; Saccharomycetales; Saccharomycetaceae. The record is from RefSeq and is a predicted model, not a curated record. The transcript has 2 exons. The coding region runs from base 1 to 417 and encodes 138 amino acids. Gene Ontology annotation, cellular component: spliceosomal tri-snRNP complex; catalytic step 2 spliceosome; U6 snRNP. Gene Ontology annotation, biological process: mRNA splicing, via spliceosome; nuclear-transcribed mRNA catabolic process. Gene Ontology annotation, molecular function: RNA binding.
AUGUGUUUAAUUCAGCACGGUGAGAGAAAAAGUUAUCUGGUACGACACUUUCUUUACCACACAAUAUUAAGCAAACAUGAACCAGCAAUACUCCAAAAUAGACCGCAACAGCAAAGGAAAAAAUUUGAAGGUCCCAAGAGAGAAGCCAUCCUAGAUCUAUCCAAGUACAAAGACUCCAAGAUACGUGUUAAACUAAUGGGUGGUAAACUAGUUAUAGGUGUCCUGAAAGGCUAUGAUCAAUUGAUGAAUUUGGUCCUAGACGAAACCGUAGAAUACAUGUCCAGUGCUGACGAUGAAAGCAACACCGAACUGGUGUCUAAAAAUGCGAGGAACCUAGGGUUGACUGUUAUAAGAGGUACCAUCCUCGUGUCUUUAAGCUCCGCCGAAGGCUCUGAUGUACUAUAUAUGCAAAACUAA